This is a messenger RNA of Betta splendens (Siamese fighting fish), 7395 nucleotides long. RefSeq lists its product as uncharacterized. The record is from RefSeq and is a predicted model, not a curated record. Bases 463 to 1482 code for a protein of 339 amino acids. The transcript has 2 exons. Lineage: Eukaryota; Metazoa; Chordata; Actinopteri; Anabantiformes; Osphronemidae.
GCUGGCAGAAAAGAGAACAACUCUGUGGAAGCUUGCACACUGCCACUAUACACACAUACACACACACACCAUGAUGAGAAACAGAGCGCUCCCACUGUCUCUGCUUUGUAUCCUUUUGCAGAGCUUAGCGCGGUCAAGGUGAGUCCCGACCUGGACUCCUUCUACGUCAGCAGGAGGGCCGGGCAGGGUGGACAGCAGGACCAACAGCAACAGCCUGACCAACAGCAACAGCCUGACCAACGACAACAGCCAGACCCACAGCAACUGCCUGCCCCACAUCAACAGCUUGACCAACAUCAACUGCCUGCCCCACUGCAGCAGCCUGCACCACUGCAGCAGCCUGGCCCACAUCAACAGGCUGGCCACUCUCUGUCAUCAGGAGCUGCAACAUCGGCUGCAGAGCAGUCAGAGCAUGUGGAGGACAGUGUAAAUGCCACACCAACUCCUGGAACGGUGGCACGAAUGUUCUGGGCCGAUUCACCUGUCGGCUUCAUUCCUACAUCAUCCACUGCCACAAGCUGUGCCCAUGCACCAACUGCUACUACGAGUGCUGCCCCUGCAACUACCAGCGUUCGUACUCUAAGGAGCAACGCACCAGUAGCUCCAGAAAUCCGCUUGCCCAUGGUGGAAGUGGCCGGCCCUGAAGGAAGCAUGUUAGUGCACAGACCAUGGACUAGCGCUGACAUAGCUGACUUUGCUCACACUCUUCCAGACAUCACUGUAUCCGGAAAGACAUUCGGUGCCAACCUUCUGGCUUUCUGCCAGGAGUACAGACCCACUGGAGCUGAGAUCCGUCGCAUCCUGGCCAAGCGUCUUUCAGCCUGUGAAUACCAAAAGCUGGCUAGACAAUUGCCUGAUGUGACACCUGCUCUCAAACACAAAGACUGGACAAACAACUUAAAUGAUGGAUUCGUUACCGCAGUGAGGACGCUUGUCACCCACCUCGAAACUGCGUUCCCCGACAAAGUCUGUAUGAUUAAAGUCACUACAUGCAAACAACAACCAGAGGAAUUAGUUGAUGACUUUGUUCACCACCUCACCCCCACAUACAACACUCACGGAGGAGUUCAUCCUCCCCCUGAAGGAGUGGGAGGACUCAUCUGUUCAGCAUACGAGAGUCACCUGUGUGCACUGGUGAUGAAAGGCUUACUCCCUGAAGUUUUUGACGCCGUGAAGCAGUCAUACAUCGGAUGGAAAGAAGAAGCGCGUCUGUCUGACCUCACAAGACACGCACGCCAUGCUUACGACACUCUCCAGCAGAAGAAGAUGGCGAAGAAGGAAAAACAACAGAGCGAAUUGUAUCUGCCAUCCUUGGAGAUGUUCUCUGCGAUGCAUAACAACAACAGAGGAGCGGGCAGGUUUCGCGGGCGAGGACAAGGAAGAGACUUCAGACGGAAUUGGCCCAACAGAGACACAGGAGGCGCGUCUGGAAAUCCAGGAAACGCCUGCCACAUCUGCGGCGAGAUGGGACACUGGAAGUAGCACUGCCCCCGGUUACGUCAGGUUCCACCCUCCCGGGCACUCUGGUCAGACUGACUAGAGAAGGAGCCCAGCGAAGGUUUCUGUUCACAUGAUGACGUAGACGGUACCGCACAAACACACACACACGCUCACACUUGAUACAUGCUCAAUUGAUUCAAAUUCAUGCUUGCCUGCUUGCAAUGAAGACUUGCUUUCUGCUCAAAACAUCCCACAGAAUGAUUUUGAAAAGAAUACCAAACAGCUAAAUGACAACUGCUGCAUGACUUUACAGUCAAAUGGUUUCAAACAAUUUCCUGAGUUUGCUUUGACGGUUCGAGGUGAACGUAUGGUGUUUUUAGUAGACUCAGGAGCAACAAAUUUGGUAACAAAAUCUUCCAUGUUUUCCAAUCCACCUAAAAUGAGUGGACUAUUUGUGCACACUAUAGGUUCGUCUGGCCAGACAAUAAAAGAAAAACUUACUGUGCCUCUGUCUUGCACAACAUCAGACGGUAAGACACUCAAACAUUCAUUUUUGCUUUUAAACUUAUGCCCAGUUAAUCUAUUAGGAAGAGAUCUCAUGUGUAGUUUAGGAAUUUCACUGAUUUCCACUCCGGAGGGAGUGCAGGUCACAACCGCGGACAAUGUAAAUAAUUUUUCUUUUGUUUGUGUUAAUUUCAGCUCAGAGCCGCUGCUCUACUCUUAUCAGUGGCUGCUGAAGGGAGGGGCUGUAACUGAGGCCCUCAUACAGGCUGCUCGACAGCUGGUUUCCUCACAGAAUACGACCUUUAGAGACGCAUCUGAUCUGUCUUGUACAGCACAUGUGUCCACUGGUCCUGAUGAGAAGUUUGAAAAAUCAUGGUUACGCACACAUGCGGACAAACUGACCUCAACCUCUCUAUUCUGGGAUGAACAUAGGUCUGCGCUUGCGAUUUCUCUCACUAACGAACAAGAGAGAUUUGUUGAUGCUUAUUCUACAGAUCCACAUGUCCUUCUGUCAAAACAUGACGGAGACAGAUGGCAGGACUUGGGUCCUUUCGUGGACAGAUGUCAACGGGAAGGAGACUGGCAAACGACUUCCGACCCGAAUGUGAUGUAUUCACCUACCUUGCAUGCUUACAAAAAACUUUUUCAGUCUAUCUUUCAUGCGCAGCGUACAGUGCACUUGGUACCUCAACAUUUCACACACACUUCACACCACGUGUUUUUGUCGGAGGACGCUCUGACGCAGUAUCCAGCCUUACAGGAAGUUCCAGCUUCCCUGUGGGCCACACACAAAUAUGAUGUAGGUUUGAUCAAAGGGUGUGACCCAGUGGUCAUCACGCCAAAAUCUGACUACAGACCAUGCAAACAGCAAUACCCUUUAAAGAGAGAAGCAAUUGAAGGAAUAACACCGGUGUUUAACUCUCUGUUGAAAGCAGGAGUCAUCGUCCCAUGUGACAACUCUCCAGUGAGGACUCCACUCUUCCCAGUUAAGAAAAUCAGAGACAAAGGAAAGCCAACAGAAUGGAGGUUUGUCCAGGAUCUGCAGGCAGUAAAUGCGGCGGUCCAACCACGCGCGCCUACGGUACCGAACCCCUACACCAUUCUUUCUCAGGUUCCGCCCAAGGCUAAAUUUUUUUUCAGUUGAUUUGGCUGAUGCUUUUUUCAGCGUGCCCGUCCACAAAGACAGCCAAUUCUGGUUCGCUUUUGAAUUUAACGGAAAGUCAUACACCUUUACCAGACUGUGUCAGGGGUAUUCAGAAAGCCCUACAAUCUACAAUAUGGCACUGAAAGACAGCCUGGAUGAUCUUGUCUUGUCCCCAGGCACCGCCCUGCUGCAGUACGUUGAUGACUUGAUGAUCUGCAGUGAGGAUCAGGAAACUUGCACAGCAGACACGAUCAAGCUGCUGAAACACCUGCAUGCUGCAGGACACAAAGCAAGUCUGUCUAAAUUACAGUUUGUUCAGACUGAAGUUACCUUCCUAGGUCACAUCAUUACCGCUGAAGGGAAAUCCAUUUCACCUAAAAGAGCUCAAGCUAUUCAGAACCUGCCUAACCCGUGCACAUACAAACAGCUUAUGUCCUUUUUAGGUACGUGCUCUUAUUGCAGGAAUUUCAUUCCUAACUGCGCCGUCUUGGAGGCUCCGCUUAGAGCUCUGAUGCAGACGUCUUCUGCAUCCACCAGCCGCCUCACGUGGACAUCUGAGGCUGAACAGGCUUUCACCGACCUCAAACUUGCUCUUCAGUCGGCUCCUACUUUGGGUCUGCCUGACCCUACGCGACCUUUCAUUCAAACAGUGGAUGAGAAAUCAGGUUGUAUGACCUCUGUCCUUCUACAGGAUCACGGAGGGCGUUCACGCCCUGUAGCCUAUUUCUCUGCUAAGCUCGACCCAGUCGCUGCGGGGCUCCCAUGAUGCCUCCGAGCAGUGGCUGCGGCAGAGAAAGCCGUGCUGACAUCACGUGACAUUGUUGGCUAUUCUGAUGUGACCCUGCUGGUUCCUCAUGCCGUAUCUUUGAUCCAUGAGGAAACAAAAAAACAUCACAUCUUUCUACAGCCCGAUGGCUUAGAUACAACACCAUGUUACUGGAAAUGCCAAACAUCACUGUCAAAAGGUGCAAUGUGCUUAACCCAGCCACUUUGUUUCCAGGCCCUGACGAUGGCGAGCCUCACAACUGUGUUUCGGUCUUGAACCAGGUCUGCACUCCGCGCCCAGAUCUGUCGGAGGUGCCAAUUCCUAACUGUGACCUCGUACUCUUUGUUGAUGGCUCCGCCUCUAGAGACCCUGCUUCGGGCCACUGUCAGGUUGGAUAUGCAGUCUGCACCUCUCAUACUGUUUUACAGUCUGGCCCUUUGCCAGGACAUUACUCUGCUCAGGCUGCAGAGUUGAUCGCACUGACCGAAGCCUGUAAAUUGGCUGAAGGGAAGUCUGCUACUAUCUACACAGACUCCAGAUACGCUUUUGGCGUCACACAUGACUUUGGUGCUCUGAGGAAACACAGAAAGUUUUUGAAAUCUGAUGGCAAACCUAUCUUGCAUCAUGAUAAGGUUGCUGAUCUGCUCGACACAAUUCUGUUACCAGCUGCAAUUGCUGUAUGCAAGUGCCCUGCACACACUGGGCGCACUGAUCCCAUCUCUGCUGGAAACGCACGCGCUGAUGCUGCUGCAAAGGCAGCUGCCCGACUUCCCCUUCCCUUUGUUCCCUGCCUCUUAUCCUCCACCUCUACCCAACCUCCCUCUCCUCCCUCUGCUCUCCCUGAUCUUCAGACAUUCUCUACCCCACAGGAAGGCAAGCUCUGGCUGAUGAAUGGCGCCACCAGUAGCCAUGGCGUUUGGUAUGGGCCCGACGGCAAACCUUGCCUACCUAAACACUUUUUCCCUCAUUUUGCGAAGUUGACACAUGGAUUAGACCAUGUAUCAAAGGGGGGAAUGUUAGAUGCUCUUACAAAACAUUGGUACACUAAGGGAUUUUCAAUCUAUGCGCAAAAAUACUGUGAAGCAUGUAUGACAUGCGCCCAACACAACCCAGGUAAGACGACUGCCAAACCACUGGCAGCUCAUCCACCACCGGAACAGGCGUUUGACCAUUUAAUGCUGGACUUCAUCGAACUAACGCCAGCAGAAGGUGAAAGCGGCUCUGCCCAAACAGGCGACAGAACCACUGCACAUCAUUCAACCAGGAGACUGGGUGAUCAUUAGGGAGCUUCGCAGGAAGCACUGGAACUCAAAACGGUGGCAAGGUCCCUUCCAAGUCCUUCUGACGACCAACACGGCUGUGAAGAUCGCACAAAGAGCGACUUGGAUCCACUCCAGCCACUGCAGGAAGGUCCCGGAUCCUACAGACGACCCUCGAUCUACAUCUACACCACACGGAGAAAACCACCACUGACGAAAAGAAUUGAGAAGGACGACCCUCGCUGUGCUCACACACGCACUGAGGCGAGGCUGCGUUGACCAUUCAGCUAAAGGUGCGAGCCAAGCGCCGCCUGAAGCUGCGCCGGUGAAUCACACUAUCAGACCAUACAUCUACACACACGCUCCUGAGAAAACACACACACGAGCAGCCUUGAGUUGCCGACGCUGGACGACGUGUAGACUCUUCACAUCACGGGGAGUGACAGUGACUCAGACGACAUUGGGAGGAAACCUGGCGAUGAUAACUAAUCCCAAGUGUCUCUGUGAUCAGCUGAUCGCAACCUGAAGAACCCCAACGAACUGUCAAGGUGUCAACAAACAGGUUGGAAACAAUCUAACGCUACUGUUCAACAGGAAGAAGAAGACAUUGAUUGUGACCCUGUUGUUUUGAUCCUUAUUGUAUGUUACUUUAAUAUUUGCUCUAAAUUGUGUGGUUGAUUUACAUGUAUACCUCUCUGUGAUUUUAUCCACUAUUUUUGAACAAAAACAUUUUACGUUUCCACUUGAUUCACACUUUCUCACAAAUUUUUAUCUUCCACUGACGCAAAAUGACAUCCACCAGACGAAACAAGAUAAAAAUGAUUGUCAUAUCGACGAUGACGGCAAUAUGCGUGGUCACUCUGACAUUCGCAUCAACCCAAGACACUCUUAUCCACCGCACACCAGAGUCACCCACAAAUCGAUCAUGCUUAGUUUGUUCCGAUAGAGACCUGAUUACCAUGACGGAACAAUUUCCAUACAUAGCGAAGACAACAUGGCAAAAUAGAAUGGCCCUGGACACGUUGCUGGCGGAGAAAGGAGGUGUCUGCGUUAUUUUUGGAGAAGCGUGCUGUACUUUUAUCCCUAACAACACUGAUUCUAAUGGCACUGUGACAAAGGCUAUCGAGGGCCUUGAGAGCCUUAGAGACGAAUGGGCUAGAAACUCGGGCGUAGAUCCGUCCCCUUGGCGCUGGCUAGACCAAACUUUUGGAAAAUGGAAAUCAGUUUUUAUGUCGGCAAUAGUCUCGCUUAUCAUCUUCAUGGCCGUGAUCAUGUUGCUUGGUUGUUGUGUUAUUCCUCUGAUUAGGGGUCUCAUCAUGCGUGCGACAUCAGCGGCGCUUUCGUACCAAAUGACACAACGCACUACAUUCAGGAAUCCGGACACCGAUUCACUCAUUGAUUCUGAUGCUGAUUCUGUAGAGAAUGAUGUGGACGUUGAUAAUGAGGACUACAAAGAUGACUUUGAUGAUGAUGAUAGUGACGUAGAGGCUGAUUCCACAAUAGUUUAAAUCAACACAUAAUCCUCUUCCUAUUUUCAGGAUGAUUGAACAUGAUCUAAUUGGAAUCAAUUAUAGGCUUAUGUCCCUGUCUUUCCAAAGCUCAUACACAGAGGUUAUUCUAGUAUAAUUACCCACAAAAACAGCUCACAAUCUUUUAUUCCUACGCCAUUUACAUCUUUAUAAGCAAUACAUUUAACGAAUCAUUUUGAAUGAAUGCUUUAUUACUACAGAAUGAAUGCCACGAUUGACAAUUUUUUAUUCUUUUAAUGUUUGAUUAAUGUGUAAUCAAAAGGGGGGAAAGUAUUGGAAAAAUUGUACUUUAAUGCUUCUUGUUCAUUUCUGACUCUGUAUAAUAACCAUGCAUUCUGUACUUGUUGAUUAGACCCAGAACUGAACAUUAUUAGACAAACAAUCUAUCUUCCUCUCAAGGUUCUGCUGCACAUUAAGUGCUGACAUCUAAUGUUGUGUUUCACUGACCGAUUGUUUAUGGCUGUGUGUGCCUUUUACCCCUGGUCUCUGGCUCCUUUCUAUCUGAUGCCUCACCAGACCCAAGGCUGUAGACCUUGUGUAUUCUCUGUGUAAUGUAAACAUCUUCACCCACAGUGUGAUAGGAAGAUUCCACCAGAACCCGGGAGAGGGGUUAAAAGGCAGAGACAACCUCAGAACGGAGUGAUCUUUGCAUUAUACCUCCGUGGUGUAUGUUCUGAUCUCCCCAGCUGGCUUUUUGAUUUGCUUUCCUCAUUACUUAUUAUUUUCUUUAUUAUUUCAAUAAAUCGCACAAAA